AUUGGGUGAACCUUUAUACAGGCCUGAGUUUAAUUUCAGUGGCCAAUUGCAUUUUGGGUGAACCUUUAUUAUACAUUGGGGAAUCACAGAAUAGUGGAGCAAUUUUUCACAAAAACAUGGGGUGCUGUGAUGGGUGCAAGGCAAAAGCUGUGCGGGUGUAACUCACAGUGCGGCUGCCAAAAAAAGAAGCAAUGAAACACCACACAGCAGCAUCCGCUGCGUCGAAGAAUCCCGUUAAGUUCAGGAUUCCAACUGCCGAUAAUUUAGUUCCAAUUCGUCUGGACAUCGAGAUCGAUGGUCAGAGGUUCAGAGAUGCGUUCACCUGGAACCCUUCUGAUCCAGAUUCAGAGGUGGUAGUAUUUGCAAGGAGGACAGUUAAAGACUUAAAGCUUCCUCCAGCAUUUGUUACACAGAUUGCUCAAUCCAUUCAAUCACAGCUGACAGAAUUUCAAUCUUUUGAAGGGCAAGAUAUGUACAAUGGGGAGAAGAUUGUCCCCAUCAAGCUUGAUCUUCGAGUGAAUCAUAUGCUAAUAAAGGACCAGUUUUUGUGGGACUUGAACAACUUUGAGAGUGAUCCAGAAGAAUUUGCAAGAACCUUCUGUAGAGAUUUGCGUAUUGAAGACCCUGAAGUCGGACCUGCAAUUGCUGUUGCAAUUAGGGAACAACUAUAUGAGAUUGCAAUCCAAAGUGUAGCUUCAACAAGGGAAACUAGAAUAAACAAGAAGGGUCGCAGAGGGGCUGAACAAUUCCCAGCCAGUAAGGCAGGUGGAACUGCAGUAGACUUGAUGAAGUUAUUUGGUAACAAAUCCAGUGCCAUUCGGAAGAGAAGGGAAUAGGAUGUCUAUGAACCCAUUGUUGAUAUUCUGUCGAAUGAGGAAGUAGAUGCCCUUGAAGCAAGAGAAGAGAGACCCAG
Molecule: messenger RNA, 913 nt
Organism: Camellia sinensis
Lineage: Eukaryota; Viridiplantae; Streptophyta; Magnoliopsida; Ericales; Theaceae
Source: RefSeq, a predicted model, not a curated record